This is a messenger RNA of Pelobates cultripes (western spadefoot toad), 13860 nucleotides long. The record is from the annotation of a GenBank genome assembly. NCBI's taxonomy places the organism in Eukaryota, Metazoa, Chordata, Amphibia, Anura, Pelobatidae.
CAUUCACUGGCCAGAUAAUCGAUAACGCAAGAUAUCACUUGUUGCUGCAGCCUAGAUACAAGUUCAGGGUCCUUCCAAAUUCUUGAAAUCAUUGUUAGCUUUCACCAGAAAGUCACUCAUCACACAAGCACUGCGGUAGAGGACAAACAUAAUUCCGGUGUUUGCUUCUCGGGGUUUCAGGUACGUAACACCUUUUUGUUCCAGGGUUCCAUACUCUGAAUGUGUAAUAUUUUCAAAUUAUUUUGAUUACAUUCACUAUAGAUAGAUAGAUAGAUAGCAUUUUAUUUAUUUAUUUUCAGACAUUUAGAACUAAUUUCUAAAAUUACAAGUUAUUUGGUAAUAUGCAGAUUUGAACAUUUUAAUCUGUGUGAUUAAAUUUGUGAAUGAGAUAAACGGAUGGUGGUUACUGUGGAAUUAGCCUGAACGUCUCUUAAAAUGCUCAGAUCGUUCAAAUACAAUCCUGUGAAUUUGAAAUGGUGGAAUGCGAAAUUGCAAUAUGCAAAAAGUGGUCAUCCCAAAAAUUCCAAAUCCUGGGUGUCCCUCUUUAUUUGUAGUCAAGCGUUUGAAAUCAGCCAGUGUAGCGAGGCUCGUUAUUAGUCCUAACAUGUAUGAAGGAACAUCGUUUUAUAUUUGUACACAUUAGUUUCUUUUAGUUUAGAGCAAUAAACAUUAAUGGUAAUUCAGUAAAGUUCCAAUGCCACAAUUGAACGGGACAAAAUAAUUUGUUGAAGUACUAUUCAUGCACUGUUUAUAUGAUUUAAGAAAGUCUGGAGUUUUCAAUCCAAGCUCUGAAUGAGACUAAAUUUGAAAUCUGACGGAUGGCUGAAUUCCGGACCCGAAAUCUUAAAUCAGAACUAUUUGCCCACGGGGCAGAGCUAGUAGCCUUUAGAUUUAUCAUGUUUUCUUAUAGUGCUCCCACCACUGACCAAUUUAAAUAUAAAUCACUUGUACCUAAAUAUUAAAAGGUAUUUGCCUCAUAUUAAUAAUAAUAAUAGUCUUGGGGUACACAACCUAAGAAAAUGUCCUGCUCACAUCUACGUGAAUUAUUUCAGAAUUCCCUCCCAAUAAAGGUUGGACUGAACCAAAUGCAGCUUUGGUAAAAAGUCUAAUCUAAAUCUUAAAACGAUUCUCAAGCCUGAGUAUCUACAGAAAGGUGGGGGCUAUUAACUAAACAAUGGAAACAUUUUAAAUCAAAUAUAGGAGUUUAAAAAAAAAUAAUCUUUACGUUGCCCAAUGUAAGCUGGAGAUUGUUUCACUUGAAGAUUUUUUCCCCCCAAAAUCUGAUUGUUGUCAUCUCACUAUUUAGUAAAUUGCCUCUAGUUUCCUCGGUCUUAUUGAAUCUUCCUUAUUUUAUUCUGACAGACGCAUUACAUAUUGAGUCAUAUCUAGUUACAGUUUAACAAGGUUGGCAUAAAGAUGAAGGUUAUGGUACACGGGCAGUCUGAAAGAUUGCCUAUUGCAUAAUAGACCCCUUUAUUUAGAAAAAUAUGACAUAAUCCUGACUGUUAAUUAUUGUGUAUAUUUGUAUUUAUAGGCAGAGUGACAAUAGACAUUAAAUUGAUCAUUAAAGGGACACUCCAGGCACCAUAACAACUUCAUUUAAAUUAAGUUGCUAUGGUGCCAGGAGGUCCCCAGAGGAACUCUUACCUGUUCUCAAUCAGUUUAACCCAAGAGUUACCGCCACAGGUGGAAUCCAGCUUCUAAAUUUCUGAACACCUACUGAACUACUCUCAGCCAACCAGCGGCUCCCCAGCCCAGUGGCACUCCACGCUUCCAGAAUCUGUAGAAGCUAGAAUACGCUUGGGGGGGAGUGGGGAGAGAGGACAUCGCAAUUUAGGCACCUUCGGGGUUAAACCGUUUGAGAACGAUUUAACCCCUUGUGGUAAAAGUGCCUCCGUUGGCCUCCUGGCACCUUAACCACUUAGUUUAGAUUAAGUUAUUUUGAAUCUAUCGCUUGUUUUAUUAGAAGUCACGUUUUGUCGAAUUGUUUCAUUAAAGGGUCAGUUUAGGCACCAUACCCACUACGCCACUUUCAUAUGGUCUGACAAUGUAAUAUUUUGUUUAUGGCACUUGGACUGCAUUUUUUACAUUUUCAUCUUCUGUGCUGAAUCUACUAGUUGGGCAUUGUAAAAGUUGUAGUCUGCACACAAUUAUUAGAGGAAUAGUUACAUUGGAAAACUGACAAUCUUAUAUAGAAAAAUGGAAGUCAGUUAUGCUUAGCCUUUGGACUGGCACAUUAUCCCAUGAAAAGUAGUUUGUUAGAAUCUGCAAUGCAAAGGCUAAACAUAACUGGUAUACGUUUGUUGUUUUUUUAAUGACAAAAAUGAAAAACAGCAAUGAGAUGAUAACAAUAUAGAAAAAAUUUAAAGUUUUUACAUUUACAGUGAAAAUCUCUCACUAAUUUAAUCUGAUUCACAACCCUCCGUGACAUACAGUAGCGUUCAGGUUUAAAGUCUAGAUUCCAAGAGGUAAGUGCUCUCACUCCUGCCAUUAUGACCACAUUAUAACAGAGAUAGUCUAUAUCUAUUAUAUAGAAAUCAGUGGCAACUCUUGGGUAGGGGUAGAAUCUCCAUUUAAACUAAGGGAGGCCUACUACACUACACUGCGCUGACAGUUGGCUAAAUGGCACAUCUCCAAACAGUCGAAGUGAAGUGGAGCUCCAUACUCAGGCUCCACAGACACUAGACGACACAUAGUGCUGGGAACUAUAACUCUUUGUUGAAGCUGUGCAGAGGUAUUUAUACACACAGAGGGCCAUUUGCAUACAAUGGGUAAUUAACAGCACGUACCUCUCCCCAUCAAGUCUUCUUCCUUUAAUUCCUUGUGUUUCUUGCUGAAAACCACCAGCAGCCCCACCAAAACAAACAACCUGAAACAAUGAAGUCUCCUUCCAACCCAAGCAAGAGGAAGCCCUGCCCCGCAACCCUGGGUUCAAGACAGGAUCCGUCACACAGGGCAGCCAUUUUGAACUGGUCUGGAAGUGUCCCUGUGCUAGGAAAACAAUAAGACAAGAGAUAGGGGAAGAUAACUAGCAACAAACAAAUACAUUAUACCCAGCCUGAACCUAUACUCAUAGGCGUGCGCACGAGGUGUGCCGGGUGUGCCUGGGCACACCCUAAUCCCUGCGGCACGCGCUAGGUGCCUCCCUCCAUGGGCCGGUGUGGGAGAUCAAAGAUCUCCCUCACCAACCCACAGGCAGGGAGGGAGGACAGGAGAGGACCCGGGGAGCUCUUGUCAGCAGCUCCGCCGGGUUCCUCUCGUGUGAGUGAACUCUAGCCCCACAGGGGGCUAGAGUUCACUCUCCACUGGACCACCAGGGAAGGCAGGAGCACGCCCCCCCCCCCUACAUAAGGUAAGAAGGCCCCCACACAUUACACACAAACAUACAGCACACACACAUACAUCACCCUUACACACACAGCACACACACACACAGUAACAGCACCCUCACACUAACAACACCCUUACACACAGCACUCUCACACUAACAACACCCUUACACACACACACUAACAGCACCCUCACACUAACAGCACCCUCACACUAACAACACCCUUACACACACAGCACCCUCACAGCACCCUUACACACACACAGCACACACUAACAACACCCUUACACACACACACACACACACACACUAACAGCACCCUCACACUAACAACACCCUUACACACACAACACCCUCACACAUACUAACAGCACCCUUACACACUGCACCCUCACACACACAGCACACACUAACAGCACCCUCACACACACAGCACCCUUACACAAACACAGCACACACUAACAGCACCCUUACACACACAGCACCCUCACCCACACACACAAAGCACACACUAACAGCACCCUUACACACACACACACACACACACUAACAGCACCCUUACACAUACACACAGCACACACUAACAGCACCCUUACACACACAGCACCUUCACACACAGUGCCUUCACACACACAGCACCUUCACACACACAGUGCCCGCACACACACACAGCGUCUUCACACACAGCGCCUUCACACACAGCACCUGCACACAUACAGCAGUGUGUGUGUGUAUGUGCAUGUGUAUAUAUAUAUAUAUAUACGCGGCGUGUGUGUUUCUGCUUUAGGGUUCACACCCUUAUACAAUAGGCUGCGCACACCUAUGUCUAUAAUGGGCACAGGGUGACUAAAACAUAAGGGUAACCUAGGGGCCUACAUUAAGUAUCCGUCAUCCGUCCCCAGUGAUGGUGACUACCAUCAAAUGAAGGACGUGUAAAAGAAGGAUGGGUGGUGAGAGGAAUAGGAAGGGCCAAUGACACAAUACACAUCACUGGUAACUGGUGGCACUAAGGAUGUAAAGACCCAUAAUGACUGCGCAUGUUUAGCUCGUGAGUGCUCACACAGAUAUACGGCUCACACCUGAACUUUGCUUGGGUGUCACCAUGCCAGAGAAAAAAAAGCCCAGGACAAUGGGACAGUGAUCCUUAAUAGAGACUGUUAUCCUGGAUGUAGGAAUGUUGGGAGGUAUUAUAUAGAUAUCACUGCAUUUUCUGCCAUUACCACCUAUGUCAGGUACUGUUCUUAUUUUCUAAAUUUUCAGAUUAUACAUCACGAGUGCUAUUUCAGCUAAAUUUAGAUGGACAACCACAAUAUCUGCAAAGUUUUGUGGCUUUUUUUUUUUGUCCCAAAGGAUUAUUCACUAAAGCGAGAAUUGCUGUAAUUUCAAAGUGAAUUCCAAACGAGUUUCAAAUUUAAAGGGACACUAUAGUCAACUACAUCUUAAUGUAUUUGUUCUGGUGAGUAUAGUCAGUCCCUGCAGGUACUUUCUUGUAAACCAGUGUUUACAUUGAUGCCAAGAAUACCACCAGUGGCAGUUACUCAGAUGGCUACUAUAGGUGCUUCCUGUGUCAGUGCCGCACAAUGUGACUGACACUCAGUGUCUCCACCCACUGAACUUUCCUCAUUGAAAUGCAUUGAUUCGAUGAGGAGAUGCUGAUUGGCGCAGCAGGCAUUAUGGGACUUGUAUUUAUGUGAUUGGAUUGGCUGAGACUGUCGAUUUUAAUGAUCUCAGCCAAGGAGGUGGAGCAUGGGCAGAGCCAGAGGCGGCGAGACUAGUGCAGCACCGAAUUAAAGGCAAGCUUUAUUACCUUUUAAUGAGGUCAAAAAUGUUUGUAUUCCUGACACUAUAGUGUUCCUUUAAGGCCAAUGUAGCCGAUCUUUAAGUAUGACUGGCUUGGAGAAUUUUACCAAUUCAGCAAUAUAUGCCUUAAAUUUGAAAUUAACUUUUGAAUUAUAUACAGUUUCCUUGUUCAUUCAUUAUUGGCACAGAGACAGAUCUAAUGCAGAUAAGAUUUCCCCUUUCUGUAAAAAUAGUGCAACGUAUGAAGAAAAUAACAAUAUUAUGGUACAACAAUAAUGUAGUCUAACAUAUUUUGUCUGCUUCUCAACUAAUAAUUGCUAAUAUAUUCUUUUUUAUUAAGGCUAUAAAGAUUUACUGCCGUAUUUUCAUUAUGAUUUAUCAUGCCACCUAGGUGACUAUAUUUUUUAAUGUGUUUUUUUUUUUUAUGUACUACUUUCUGUGUUAUCUAUUGGUUUAGUAGUGAUAAUAACAGGGAAAACAUAUGGGUUUUUUAUGAUAAAAUAAAAUAUAUCAAAGCAAGAUUUUGAAAUAAAACCCCACAACAUCUUAAUGAAUAAACAGUUACUGUGAUGGGUUUUUUGUCCCCUUAACAACCAGUUUUGGUUGUUAAGUUUUGUUUUUUUAAAUCAAAUCACUUUAUUAUAAAUUUAAAUCUACAAAACAAAAGUAAGUAACAAUAAUAACAAUGUGUCAAUACUGCAAAAAAAACUAAUUGAUAGAAGCCACACAACACACACUCAAACCACAGAGGCACAACAGCCCAUCAGCACAAGGCUGGACCGUUGCACCAAACUCACCCCAACGCCCCAGCACUAACAGCAUUUAAUGUGUUUUAUCCACUUGAUUAGAACCAAAUUAAAAUUACAUUUUACGGACAUACCUUGAGUGAAGGUCAUAUUGACAGCCACUAGAGGCAGGUUAGCCGUGCAAUUUAAAUAUUGCCGUCUCUGCAGAAUUGUAAUGUUUCAGCUGCAGGGUUAAAAUGGGGCGCACAUUGAGAUAACGUGGUAUAGUUGCCUAUAGUGUUCCUUUAACACACUGCUCAAAAAAUAAUUGGAAAGCAAAAUAAUCAGGGUUUGUGAAUUGUUUGGAAUUCUAAAUUAGUUCAAAUUAAAUUAAAAUUGUUAAGGUAAAGUAACACAACUGGUAAAAUGAUCCACACCUGCUAUGUUUCUGAUUCAAAGAUUUUGCCUUAAAGGACCACUCUAGGCACCCAGACCACUUCAGCUUAAUGAAGUGGUCUGGGUGCCAGGUCCAGCUAGGGUUAACCCAUUUUUUCAUAAACAUAGCAGUUUCAGAGAAACUGCUAUGUUUAUUAAUGGGUUAAGCCUUCCCCUAAUCCUCUAGUGGCUGUCUCAUUGACAGCCACUAGAGGCGCUUGCGUGCUUCUCACUGUGAAUUUCACAGUGAGAGCACGCCAGCGUCCAUAGGAAAGCAUUAUGAAUGCUUUCCUAUGUGACCGGCUGAAUGCGCGCGCAGCUCUUGCCGCGCGUGCGCAUUCAGCCGACGGGGAGGAGAAGAGGAGGAUCGGAAGAGGAGAGCUCUCCGCCCAGCGCUGGAAAAAGGUAAGUUAUUACCCCUUUCCCCCUUCCAGAGCCGGGCGGGAGGGGGUCCCUGAGGGUGGGGGCACCCUCAGGGCACUAUAGUGCCAGGAAAACGAGUAUGUUUUCCUGGCACUAUAGUGGUCCUUUAAGAUUGAUAUUCAGUUUGAAUUCACAACAAUUUAAACAUUGGUGUUUAACAGCCAGCUAAAAGGGUCAUUAACCUAAACACAUUAGUAUUGUCACAUUAAGCUCACAUUAUAAAGUGACUUAAUUUGUAUUUAUGUGAUUGUUAAUGGCUUCAUGUUAAGUGUACAAAAACUACUGGCCCAUACAAUAGGACUGUUUAGGUGUAUUUGAUUGUAUCUCUGUUUGUACAGAUAUAAUUAGUACAUUUAGGUUGGUUUUAACAUACUUCACAAUGUUGGAAGGUAUGAUAUCAGAAUGGGGGAAGGACCUGAUGCAACUCGCAUAUCAGUCAGCGCCAACAACACGAGGGCCGGAAAAUGGGGUGGGGGUCUGUGAAGAGGCCUGUUUGGUCAGCAACCAACUUACAAGACCCUGCAGAGAGCAGCACAGGCUGUUGUGUUCCCAGAUGUUGGACAGGACACCAAAAUCGAAACUGUAUUUUACUCAUACUGAAUUUACAUUUUAAGACUAAUAUAUAGGUGAAUUUUAAUAACAAUCUCCAUUUAAGUAUGCAACCUGACUACCUGAAAUUACCGGUGGCAAACGUGCCACGAGCUCCUGGAGGAGCCUGCUGGCUAGUUUCGUGCCCAAGGACUAUGGGCCAUAUACAAAGACCCUGUUCGGGAGUUAAACCUCCGCCAUUAGUAGCUUGCCCUGGGUGCCCCUAGUUCGGCACUUUCCCUUCAUGUGAAUGGAAGUGAAAGCUGUCUCUCUGGCGGCCGUUCACAUGACCCAAACCCACGAAUUGUCCUCAUUGGUACUUAGCUGCGAUCAUUAUGGAACUAAACUAGGCAUGAGGACUUUGUGCGAUUUUCCGGCCAACUUGGUUCAUGGGUUAGAGACAUUUUGAGACUAAGGGUAACAAACGCAACCUAAGAGACAGCCGGAGUAGUCCGUAUUGCGGCCGCAGGAGCUCCUGAGUGUUGAUCGGCCAAAGCACCAAAUGCCGAGAACUGUUUUAGGCAUAGGACCGUGUAUGUGGCUGGUCAGAACUUUAACACGGUGACGUUUUCCCUACACUGCAUGGAUCAGAGUGCUAUUUGGAGAACUUGGGCACUCAAAUUAUGGCUAUUUGGCGAUGUAUUUUUUGUGGGGCUAUUUUGUUUUCUGUCUUCAUCAGUGAAUAUGAGAAGUUGAGAUAAUACUGAUCUUUUAGGAUUGGCUUAUUUGAGAAAUUAUAAUUUACUGAUUGAAUUAUUAUUAUUAUUGCAUUUAUGUUUUUAUUUUGCAGUUUUCCAAGACAAUGUGCACAGGGAAAUGUUCGAGGCUCAUUGGUAUAGUUCUUUUCCCCCUCGGACUCUGCGCCAUUAUUUGCAAUCUACUCCUCUAUUUCCCCAACGGAAAGAUUUUGGCAACAGAAGAGAUAACGGAUUAUGUGUGGUAUUUUCAUGGAAUAAUUGGAGCUGGAUUACUAGUAAGAAAGAUGUAUUUAAAUGAUUAUUUCAUACUAUAUACUCAGUAGAAUUCUGUUAUAAGUUGUAUGUGUUUUUUUUAUUGACACAAAAUAACGGAAUACUUAAUUAGCAUAGCCAAAGUUUUAAAGAGGGAAAAAAGUUGUUCCCCCCCCUGGAAACUCAAUGAUGAAAGUUUCCUCUAUAAAAUCAGAAUAUUACACCAAUUAAUUUCCUAAAAAAAACUCAGUGAAUUAAUAUUUUCAGGAAAACUGGUUUUACAUGGUUUCCCAAAAGUUGCAUUUUUGAAAAAAAAUGAAAUAGUGAAAGUGGAUUUGGAAUCAAAGGUUGACACUGCUGUAAGUAUAAUGCUCAGUACUGGGACACACAGUAUUUAUAAUGGAGUCACCCAAGAUUUUACUAUGUUUUUACUCCAUUUACUGAAUAAGAGGCUCUGCUUGGCAAUGGGCUGCCAAUGGCAAUGGAUUGGGUUCUGUUGAAUUAGUAUGAUCUAAAUCAGUUAGGUAAAUUGUAUUUCAUUACCUUAUGGGCUUAUGACACAUUGUAUCCAUAGGCAACAGCGUAAAAGGUCUUGGGGGGGGAAAAAACACAAAAGGUGACUUCAUUUAGUGCAUGUAUCAUUCCACUUUGCAUAUCGUUGCAGACUUUUAGUACAUUAGGAACUGAUCAAAAAUGUAAAUCAGGGGUGCUCAAAAGGUAGAUCCCAAGAUGUUGUAGACCUACAACUUCCAUGAUGCUUUGCAUGCAAUCAGAAUGUCAAAGCAUCAUGGAAGUUGUAGUUUUAAAACAUCUGGAGAUCUACCUUUUGGGCAUCCCUGAUGUAAAUCAUUUAAAAAAAUGUGUAAAAUAUAUUGUUGUCUCCCACAGGUUUUCCUCACAGCGUUUAUGACUCUUGGGGCAGGUGGAGAAGGGUGUUGUGCAAAUAGAUGUGGGGUAAGAAUUUUUAUAUAAUCUCACAUUCUUUGUUUAUCCUACAAUCCUGCUAAUGCUUUUAUUUUGUUUGAUUGUUCAUGUUUCUGCAUGUAUUAAAGUUUAUUUAGUGGCCUAGAGUCGAGGUGCUCUUCCGACUAGAGUUAUAAUCAGUGUGGCUGGCUCCUUCUCUUUGUGCGGGAUGCCAAAAGCUGUGAAGGCUGUGAAGGUCAUUGUCACCGUCCUUAAUGAAAAUGGCCAGAGUACUAAAACAGCAUUCUCGCAUAUAUCAGAAGAGCUCCCAUUCCUUUACUUUCUCGUGUUCUUUAUUGGUAAAGCUGCCAGAGGCCUUUGUCCGGCCAUUCAUAAACAGUCACAUUGCCCUCACAUCAUCUGCUAGAGUGAUAGUAGUGUUUGCGGUUCUUGUUCCUGAGUUUACUCUGAUUGCUGCCGAUUGCAACCCAAUGAGCCGAUAAGUUACCUGGACAAACAUGUUGCUCUAUCACAAUCCUUCACAAUCUGGUUAUCUUUAAUCCAAAUGUUUUCUGAUGCAGAAUUUUACAUUACAGUAAUGGGGAACAACUGACCACAAUCAAGACAAUGUACCAAGCAAAUACUAACUAAAAUAAAUUAAAAUAUUAAUGAUACACACUACCAAUUAAUAAUAAUAUUAUUAUUAUUAUUAUGAUAUUUAUAGAGCGCCGUCAAAUUCCGCAGCGCUUUACAAUGGGUGGACGAACAGACAUGUAGUUGUAUCCAGACAAGUUGGACACACAGGAACAGAGGGGUUGAGGGCCCUGCUCAAUGAGCUUACAUGCUAGAGGGAGUGGGGUAAAAUGACACAAAAAGGUAUUACAUGUCUCAAUCCCAGACAAGACAGCCGGACCAAGUUCUUGUUCUACAAUACUAUCAGAGUCCCUAGUCAUGAGUCUUAUAUGACAAACACCAAACAAAAGACACGAGGUGACAACUUACAGUUUGUUUGAUGCAUACACAGAGGAAAUGAAAUGUAUUCUAAAUCUCCACUCUGAAUACCAAAUCACUGGUUAUGUGGACAGGUUUACGGUAAUAGGUAAUAACUACUCUGCAUUUGUUUGAAUGUGGAUGGACAGUUUUAACUAUUUGGGAGCCUACUAAAAUGUGUACAAGAUGCCUAACUCUUUAGUAUACCCAAUAUUGAUACUCUUACUGCCACGGAGUACUCUGUCUAUGCACUUUGGUGAUCUGACACAUUCUAAACACAAUACUAUCUUCCCAAAGGUAGCAGACAAAUCUUCAAGCAAGUCAAUUUAAUUCUUAGUCUGAAUUUCUCCUAAAUAUUUCUCUGCCUACCACUUAUACACUAAUUAGGCAGUUUAGAGCUAAGAAGGUGCAAUCACAGUGCUUUCAACUGUUAUCUUUUAGAAUAAGGAAUGGUCCUUUCUGCUCCCUUGUGCAGGUAUCACAAUAACUCCCCUGCAUUAAAGGAAGCAAGUAAAAAUCUGAAUUGUCUGAUGACCACCAUUAUCUCAUCAUGCUCUACUCAUCGUAACAAUGAACUUGACACUCAGUUCCAAGAGAUCUAAUCCUCAAGAUAACUUGCAUCAAGGAGCCUAACGUUCCUUGCAUGAAAUUGGGUUUCCUUUCCUUACAGUGUGAUCCAACCAUUAAAAAUGCCUAGAUGUGUCUGCAUACCGAGGAUACCCAAGAUGUUCUUCAUUGUCAUUUAUGAAGUAGAAAGCAGAGUUUUACUAAUGCUAUCCCUAGGGCCAUAAAAGAGAGAUUGUUUUGUGAAUUUAAUAUUUAUGGUUUAUUAUUGUGCUUUAGAAUAAGAGCAUACUUUUUGUCAUAGUGAAUUUAUACCAUGUCCAUCCUCAGAUGCUGCUGUCUGUAUUGCUGGCUUUGUUGGGCACUGCGGGUGGAGCUUACUGUGUUGUCAUCUCUGCAAUGGGAUUGGUCGAUGGACCUUUGUGUGACACUGGAGAUGGAACAUACACUUAUCCUUUUAGAAAUGACACAGAGGAGUAAGUCUACUAAUUACCAAAGAUCAGCAAAGCUCACAUGGUUUGCUUGGUUCUUUAAAGCAAGGAGAAUGUCCUGGGUUUUCCGUGAUAAACAUAUAAAAUAUUUGACCUCUGUUGUGUUCUUUAUCCACUAUUGCAGAGAAAGCUACUUAUUCCAACAGAACACGUGGGACAUUUGCCGGGAGCCUGAAAAUAUUGUAUUAUGGAACAUUGUCCUUUUCUCGAUACUCCUGGGCCUGGGUGCCAUUGAAGCACUGUUGUGUGCCAUUCAGGUGAUCAAUGGACUUGUUGGAUUCCUGUGUGGCACCUGUUUGAGAAAAAGAAGGGUCAGUAAUUAACAAAUAUAAAUAAAUCUGACUGUCUGUCUAUCUGUCAUGACAUAUUAUAUCCAGGACUGUCACAACAUGGAGUAACUUGUUAUGAAAAAAACUAUUUAUUCAACUGCCGCAAAUUAAUGUAUUGAACAUUCUGCCAUUUAGAUGUCCCCAGUCAGAGUUGGCACACCUCAAAGAUGAGUUAUUAGGGGGAUCUGGAUAGAAGAUUAUACUGUGUGUGUUGGGGAGGCUGAAGUACAUUGGAUACCACUAUCACAUAUGAAGUCAUGAAGGUGUUUGUGUAAAAAGACUGCAGCAGUCAGUACUGGUUACUGGGAUCUUGAUAAAGAGCUGAAGUGAUAAUUGAGCAAUUACUUGUAGUAUUCUUUUCUUAUCUCUGAAGAAAGUGUAAUUGAGGGCAGGCAUACAAGUAUGUCUCGAUUCCAACAGAUUCAUAUUUGUUAAAUGGACACUCCACUGCCCAAAUACAAAAUAAUUAAAAAUCACUGUUUAGUAGAUAUGUCUCUAGUUAAAAUAUGCAUGCUUUUAAAUACAUAUUUGUUUUUCAUUAAGGGUAUAUCUAAAAAUUUCUUAGAAAAACCAGCAGUUCUUUUGUCUGCUGCCUUAUUCAAACCCUCCCCUACUAGCCACACCCAUACUUUCUGUGGCUGUCCAAUCACAGACUUCCCAAUGCAGCCCACUGAGAAUUCUUUGCAAGUCAGGUGCUCUGGGCAACUGACUGCCUAUGGAGUUUAGCUCCACUGAGCUAACCAAACCAGGAAGUAACAUUACCUGUUGUUUGCUCCAAAGCCAGGGGUGGUAACCAGGUUAAUUUAUAAAAGUGUUAAUUUUUAUUUAAAUCUAUAUUUUCUGUAAAAUAAAAAGCACAUAAAGCUAUUCAGUAAGCUAAAGUGCUUUAAGGGUCUGCAGUGUCCAUCUAGCAUACUGAAAAGCUUUACAUGUGAAGAGUGUGUCCUAUUUUUUUUUUUUGCAGAAAAUACUGAUUUAAAUAGCAGCUGGCCCUUUUAUAAUGUAACCUGCUAACCUGAGAUACAUAGAGGAGCUGGGGGGAAGGGAAUAAGACACGUGGAGGAGCUGGGGGGAGGGUGGGGAGGGAAUGACACACAUGGAGGUGUUGAAGGGGACGAGACACAUGGAUAUUUUAAAGUUUUAAUUCACUUUAAAUACAUGGAAAUUCUUCCUUAAGAAAAUAUCCCUAUUGGUUUGUGAAGCAACUGGUUGAAAAGCCAGAAAUGGGGGGGAAAUUUCAUUAUUUUUAGUGUGGGGGGGGCAGAGAAUGAGACAAAUAGAGGGGUGAGAAUAAUACACAUCGAGGGGCUGGGGUGGAUGAGACACAUGGAGGAGCUUGGGGGAGGGAAUGAGACACAUGGAUGGGCUGGGGAGAAUGAGACACAUGGAGGGGGAGGAGGUAGAAUGAUACAUAUGGAGGAGCUUGGGGGAGGGAAUGAGACACAUGGAGGGGCUGAGGGGGAGGGAAUGAGACACAUUGAGGGGCUGGGGGAGGGAAUGAGACACAUGGAGGGGCUGAAGGGGAGGGAAUGGGACACAUGGAGGGGUUGAGGGGGAAUGAGACACAUUGAGGGGGAGGAGGUAGAUUGAUACACAUGCAGGGGCUGGGGGAGGAUGAGAAAAAUGGAAGAGCUUGGGGCUAGGGAAUAAGAAACAUGGAGAUGCUGGGAGAUUGAUACACAUGGAGGGGCUGGAGGGGACAACACACAUGAGUAUUUUAAAGUUUUAAUUCACUUUGAAUACCUGGCAGUUCAUCCUUAAAGAGAUGGCCCUAUUGGUUUGUGAAGCAACUGGUUGAAAAGCCAGAAAUGAGCGGAAAAUAUAAUAUAUUUUUUUAAAUUAAGGUUCCAUCUACAUACAGUAUGGUUGUAAGGAAUAAUCAUACAUGAGAACCAAUAUACAUUUGUGUGAGGAGAGGAAGGGAGAAGUUAUAUAUGUUUUAAUUUUGUUUGUUUUGUUUAAUUAUUAUUUUUUUUUCAUUCUUACAGACUGGAAUAGCCUAAUAUCCGGGAUACCAUACUUGCCAUGCAAAGACAAGAAACCAGAAGCAGUGUGUAUUUAUAAAAUGUUUAAUUAAAUAUUUUCCAGUUUCUCCAUAUUUGUUCAAUUAAAUAACCUAAACUGGAGAAGUAUUUUGUACCAGAAUAAACUGGUUAUCACUGAUAGAAUAUCUUGCAUUAUCAGGACUAAUGAUGCCAAUCACUUUGUAAAGUACAUUGUUAUUGCUAAAGUCUGACACGCCUGUGAAUUACCAUGUUUCAAUAUUUAAUAAAUUGCAUUUUCUAAUGAUGUACUUUCUAUUGUGUCUUUGCAUAUUGGUAAAAAAAAAAA